Messenger RNA from Danio rerio (zebrafish), 1829 nucleotides. Lineage: Eukaryota; Metazoa; Chordata; Actinopteri; Cypriniformes; Danionidae. The record is from RefSeq and is a predicted model, not a curated record.
AUGGCGUUUAUUAAAGAGGAGAGUGAAGAUGUGAAGAUUGAAGAAACAUUUACAGUCAAACAGGAAGAUCUGCAGGAACAAACAGACCUGAUGGUGCUGAAAGAAGAGACUCAUCAACUGAAUGUAAUGGAAGAGAAACAGCAGUUUGAGAAACACCAAGUAAUAACGACUGAUGAAAAACCCACACUGACUAAAAAGACUUCAUCACGUGGAAGACCUCGGAAAUCCAAGUCUAUGUGUAAUUACAGCUGUACACGGUGUAGAAAGAGUUUCAGUAAAAAGUCAAACCUUGAUAUUCACAUGAGAGUUCACACUAAAGAGAAACCUUACACCUGCAAACAGUGUGGAAAGAGUUUUGGUUAUAUACAAGGCUUUGAAAACCACAUGAGCAUUCACACUGGAGAGAGGCCGUACACAUGCCAACAGUGUGGAAAAAGCUUCUAUCAUGCAGGAAAUUUUGCAGCGCACAUGAGAACUCACACUGGGGAGAGGAAGUAUACAUGCCAACAUUGUGGAAAAAGCUUCUCUAAAACAGGAAACUUGGCAGUGCACAUGAGAAUUCACACUGGGGAGAAGCCUUACUCUUGCUCUCAGUGUGGAAAGAGUUUUAAGCAAAAUGUCACCCUUAAAAUCCACAUGAGAACUCACAAUGAAGAAAGAAUUUUUACCUGCACACAGUGUGGGAAAAGUAUUUCUCACAAGCACUACCUUGACAUCCACAUGAGGAUUCACACUGGAGAGAAACCUUACACAUGCACAGAGUGUGGUAAAAGUUUCCCAUAUAAAGGCUCACUCAAACAUCACAUGUUAAGUCACACCGGAGAGAAGCCGUUUACAUGUGCUCAGUGUGGAAAGAGCUUCACAACCAAAACUAGCCUCAUGAACCACAUGGAUGGUCACACUGGAAUCAUAGUGUUCACAUGUGAUCAGUGUGGAAAGACCUUCACACGCAAAGACUCUAUGAAGCAACACAUGAAGACUCACUCAGGAGAGGAUAGUUUUAGAUGCAGUGAGUGUGGAAAGGGCUUUAAAUGUAAAAGAAGUCUCAGCACUCACCUGAAGCUUCACAAUGGAGAGCGAAAAUGAGGCCUUGUCCAGCGGAGCUUGGGGCUCUCUCCCAGGACAGCAUGUCAAACAAGUGUGAACUCUUGAAAACAUAUCAAGUUACUGAUAAUGAAACCCUUGGAACGCCUGAAGAUUUAAACUGAAUAACUGAAGAGGGGUGAGGAUGUGCCAGGUUGUGAGAGUUUCUACCAGGCUGCAUAAAAAGCUAAACACCUUUAUAUGUGUUUCAAGUUAUUAUGAACUGAUUAUUUUAUUUUGUGCAAAUUGCACACUUCAAACUAAUUUUCGACUCUGAAUAUAGAAUUAGAAAGAUUAGGGAGGAGAAAGUGUUUAGAGAGUUGCAGGGAACACUGUCCUACACUCUUAAGCCUGGUUUAUACUUGAUGCGUCCGCUUGUUUGCUUGAGUGCAUGCAGCAAAUGUGAUGUCAUCGCGGAGUUUGCGUAGGUUUGCUUUGGGUGCGUGCGGCAUAAUUUCGGCCGGCGGAGUGUAUGUUUUUUUUUUGAGACUCAAGCAAACAGUGCGUGCGGCGAAAGAUUUUGAUUUGAGUUGAAUAUGAAUCACUUUGAAGAGCAUCUGAAGACAUCAUUAUGGGCGAACAGUACGCAAUGGUGCCAUAUUUGAGACUUUGCCUGAAAAGUACACCUGCACAUACAUCCUUAUGAUCCAUGAUCAUAGAGAUCACCAAAUGACCAAUAAUUCUUGGCUAGAAAUUGCAACAGCCGUGGGAAAGAGGACAGUUUUUGUUAAAAAGUUUGGAAAAAC